Jaculus jaculus (lesser Egyptian jerboa) is the source of this 784-nucleotide messenger RNA. It is a transcript of the gene Pcbd1, whose product is annotated as pterin-4 alpha-carbinolamine dehydratase 1. Gene Ontology annotation, biological process: tetrahydrobiopterin biosynthetic process. Bases 137 to 451 code for a protein of 104 amino acids. Lineage: Eukaryota; Metazoa; Chordata; Mammalia; Rodentia; Dipodidae. The transcript has 4 exons. The record is from RefSeq and is a predicted model, not a curated record. Gene Ontology annotation, molecular function: 4-alpha-hydroxytetrahydrobiopterin dehydratase activity.
UGGAAGGGCUCAGAGCGAGGUCCACACGUUAAUCAUUACCUGGAGGCGGCCCGAUCGCGGCCCCGCCCCGGGGUGGUCACCCGCGCGCCAGGCAGCGUUCGCCCUCUGCGCCGCCACCUGCUGCCCGCGCCCGGACAUGGCUGGCAAAGCACACAGGCUGAGUGCCGAGGAGCGGGACCAGCUGCUGCCCAACCUGAGGGCCGUGGGGUGGAAUGAGCUGGAAGGCCGAGAUGCCAUCUUCAAGCAGUUCCAUUUCAAAGACUUCAACAGGGCUUUUGGCUUCAUGACGAGAGUGGCGCUGCAGGCUGAGAAGUUGGACCACCACCCUGAGUGGUUCAACGUGUACAACAAGGUCCAGAUCACCCUGAGCACCCAUGAGUGCGCAGGCCUCUCAGAACGGGACAUAAACCUGGCCAGCUUCAUCGAGCAAGUAGCCGUGUCCAUGACAUAGACCCUGCUCGGCUCUGCAUGCCCAGGAAGGUGGUGUGUGGGGGGGGGAUUGAAUGGGAACCUUGGGAGGGAAGAGGGAGCCCCUGGACCUACACUCUUAUAGCAAGCAGCUGCCACAGUGGUGGAUUCACAUCGCUGUGCAGGAAGAUGCCAGCUUCCCUGCCAACACCAACAGUGACCUUGACCGGCAAGCACCCUACUCCUUGAGGCUGUUGUCACUGAUUUGAAUAAGCUCUCCCUGUCUGUGCAACCCCCCAGCAACAGUAAUGCCCCUCCUAAGCUUUCUCCAUUUUCCAAAAAGCUGAUAGUGGGAAAUAAAAGUCCUCAGACCCUC